Eleginops maclovinus (Patagonian blennie) is the source of this 1588-nucleotide messenger RNA. RefSeq names its product aldo-keto reductase family 1, member B1 (aldose reductase), tandem duplicate 1 (gene akr1b1.1). The coding region runs from base 193 to 1140 and encodes 315 amino acids. Gene Ontology annotation, cellular component: cytosol. The transcript has 10 exons. Lineage: Eukaryota; Metazoa; Chordata; Actinopteri; Perciformes; Eleginopidae. Gene Ontology annotation, molecular function: aldose reductase (NADPH) activity. The record is from RefSeq and is a predicted model, not a curated record.
ACAUUUUCUGCUGACUCAUUCUGAAUUACGAUUAGUGGCAGGCUAUCACACACAUAGGACCACCUUCUUACUGCUCAUGAACUCCACCCCCCCCCGUUCGCUGACUUGUGAACAGAAGUCCCCCUCCUCUGUGGGGGCACUGUGCAUGCAAGAACAGUCUGAUCCUGCCAGAACCGCCGCAGAACAGCCAGCAUGAUCCCUUCAGUUACUCUCAACAAUGGAGCUAAGAUGCCUAUAGUGGGUCUGGGAACAUGGAGGUCAGACCCAGGAAAGGUCUGUGAGGCCGUAAAGGCGGCGAUAGAUGCCGGCUACAGGCACAUCGAUGGUGCUUAUGUCUACCAGAAUGAAGGAGAAGUUGGGGAAGGAAUUCGCGCCAUGAUUGACAAAGGAGUGGUGAAGAGGGAGGAUCUGUUCAUCGUCAGUAAGUUGUGGUGCACCUUCCACAUCCCCUCUCUGGUGAGGAAGGCCUGUGAGAACACGCUCUCUGACCUGAAGCUGGACUACCUGGACCUUUACCUCAUGCAUUUCCCUAUGGGAGCUAAGCCUGGGGAGGAUGUUUUCCCCCUUGAUGCCAAUAACCAGCUCAUUCCUGAUGGCAGCGACUUCUUGGAAACCUGGGAGGCCAUGGAGAAGCUGGUGGACGCUGGGCUGGUGAAGGCUAUCGGCAUCUCCAACUUCAACAAAGACCAGAUUGAAUCCCUCCUCAACAAGCCAGGCCUCAAACACAAGCCUGCCAACCACCAGAUUGAGAGCCACCCGUACCUGCCCCAAGAGAAGCUGAUCAACUACUGCAAAUCAAAGGGGAUCUCAGUGACCGCCUACAGCCCCCUGGGCUCCCCCGACAGACCCUGGGUUUCAUCUGAUGAUCCCUCUCUGCUGGACGAGCCUCGAAUCAAGGAAAUCGCGAAAAAGCACAACAAGACUCCAGCACAGAUUCUCAUCCGGUUCAGCAUCGAGAGGAACGUGGUUGUUGUCCCUAAGUCAGUAACGCCUCAUCGGAUCAAGGAGAACUUCCAGCUGUUUGACUUCCAGUUGAGUGAUGAAGACAUGAAGACCAUGAUGAGCUUCAAAGAGAGUCGAGCAUUCCAACUAAAAUGGGCGACAGAACACAAAGACUUCCCCCUGAAUACAGAAUACUAGACACCGUGCUGCACCGCUGAGCUAUCUGUUGGUGUAAAAUCUACGCCCCGCGCUGACUCAUCACCAUUCUUAAACAUAACAGCUUUGAGGAUUCAUUUGACAUAUGAUUAAUCCCUUACUAUGUAUACAUGCCAUAACCUUUGGGUCGGAUACCCGGAUCAAUAUCAAUGCUGUGCAGAGGGGAAAGAAGUACUCGGAGUAAAGGUUGUGAUAUACCUGUGUAUAAAUACCCUGUCCUGCAUUUAAAAUGUUCCUCAAGUAGAAACUAUUAUUAUAUAUCGUGCACAAUGGACCAUCUCAGAAUAACGCUUUAUAGGAAUAUAACUCCAUACUCAACUGUGAUGUUGCAGCUUGUAAAGAAGCUUUCACUAACGGAUCAAUGAAGCAUAAUAACUUGUUUAUUGUAUUUUAAAUCUGAAUCUUUAAAUAAAUAAAGUUCUUAAAACAC